This is a messenger RNA of Diospyros lotus (date-plum), 1413 nucleotides long. Its product is annotated as MATH domain and coiled-coil domain-containing protein At3g58370-like. The record is from RefSeq and is a predicted model, not a curated record. The coding region runs from base 52 to 987 and encodes 311 amino acids. NCBI's taxonomy places the organism in Eukaryota, Viridiplantae, Streptophyta, Magnoliopsida, Ericales, Ebenaceae. The transcript is spliced from 6 exons. Gene Ontology annotation, molecular function: protein binding.
ACAUUGAUAAAAUUUCUCAGCUCGGUUCGUUUUGUCUCCAAGAUCAAAGCCAUGGGCUUAAGAUUCACUAAUUCCCAAUCAGAUGUGUUUACAGGUAGAGAGGCUCCACCAAUACACUAUCUUCUCAAAAUUCAAUCAUUCAACUCUCUUUCGAGAUCUUGUUUGGAGAAAUAUAGUUCAGACACGUUCGACGUAGGAGACUACAAAUGGAGAUUAAAGAUAUACCCACGUGGGAACAAGGACAGAGGCGGGCAGGGUCAUAUUUCGAUAUUCUUGACGUUGGCGAACACAAGUUCACUCCCUGUCGGAUGGGAGCUCCAUGCCAUGUUCAACUUCUUUGUGUAUGAUCAACACCGCGACAAGUACUUCUCACUCCCGGACAACCAAGUAAGGCGUUUCCACGUGAUGAAGACGGAAUGGGGCGAGGCCAAAUUCGUGGAGCUUCAAGUCUUUAAUGACUCUUCCAAUGGGUACUUGAUCGACGACGCCUGCGUGUUCGGUGCCGAAGUCUAUGUUCUGAAGAUGACUCGCAAAGCCGAGUGCUUGUCGACAUUGGAAAAACCCAACACCGGCAUCUACACCUGGACGAUCAAGCCCUUUUCUGCCCUCACCUUGGAUCGUUACGAGUCGCAGUGGUUCGUCGUGGGAGGCCACAGAUGGAGGAUUCGGAUCUAUCCUCACGGGCUCGGCGAAGGGAAGGGCAACAGUGUUUCGGCGUACCUGUCUCUGGACGAGUCCACACUUCCACCGGACACUCGACUGGUUGUGAGAUCUACCAUCCGCGUGCUUGAUCAAAAUGAACCCAAAGGGGACCCAUUUGAAGAUACAUAUGUACGCCAUUUUGGAGCGUCGUUCUUGGCGUGGGGUGUUGAAAAGUUCAUGUCAUUGGCUAAGCUCAAUGACCCAAAGCAACCCUACUUGGUGGAAGACACUUGCGUAAUGGAAGCUGAAGUUACCUUGUUCGGAACAGUUUCCACAGCUUCUUAACAAUCAGGAUGAUUUUACUAUCUCUAUUUAAUGCGAUUAAAAAAGAUUGAUGGGUAAAAAAUAAAUUUUGAGAUGGUGUAUUUUUUCUUGUUUUUAACAAUAAAUACAUUGUGCACUCUUGAUGAAAUUUAGAACAAAUAUAAAAUUACUUUAGAAGAAUGAGUCCAGUGGAGUGGAGAAGAGAUUUAUUUGGGGCGGUUUGUUAGGGAUUUUUUUCUAACUUAAAUUGACUUAAUAUAGUGCAAGUUGGAAUAAAGUAAAUCUUAGUUGUUCCCUAUAUAUCUACAGUGGCAUAAUUUUGUUUAAAAAAGAAAAAUUUGAAGUUGCCCGUCAUUGGAAACAGUUGUUCCGUUCAAGCACCGUGUCGUCGGCCGGUUGGGCUUUGAUUGUUUGAGGCCUAGUCGAGAAUCUAGAUCUAUAUAGUUG